Molecule: messenger RNA, 1003 nt
Organism: Myotis myotis
Lineage: Eukaryota; Metazoa; Chordata; Mammalia; Chiroptera; Vespertilionidae
Product: C-type lectin domain family 4 member C-like
Exons: 3
Coding region: 668-970 (100 amino acids)
Molecular function (GO): signaling receptor activity
Source: RefSeq, a predicted model, not a curated record
GGCUGGGGAGCCCAGCUUGGGGUUUAGAACCUCGACUUCUCAGGGGGAAUCCCGGCAGCUGAGAUAUCCCUCUGGAACUUCAUCUGCUGCCUGUGAGAGCUCGGCCAGCCUUCUAGGGCCUUCAUAUUUCCUACCAGUCUUGAUGGGGGCUCCGCUUUACAUCUCGGUUAUAGGGGUUGUCUCCAGCUAAUCUUCAGUUGGUUAUUCAGGAUGAUUUUUCUAUAUUUUGGUUGUAAUUCCAGUUUGUCCUAGAAGAGUGUCAGUGUAACUUCCACAUAACCCAACACCAUCUUGGAGUCCCCUUAAUUAAACUUGUUUUAUCUAUUCCUUUUCUGACACCAAUCUGGAAAGGAAAAGAAAGUCUUGAUUUUUUGCUGCCUAAUGCAGGUAGACUUUAUAUCCUUGAUAGCUGAUAGGUGAUGAUCACUUGUUACCCCUGGGUGAAGAUGGGAAUUUUGGUUUUCAUGCAGCCUCCCUUGGUCUUUAGUUUUAAGAAAACACACUCUAAAAGUUACUUUUAAAAAUAUUGAACCUAUGUGAUCUUCUAAUCAACACAGAGAAAUACUGGAGCUGCUGUCCACGGAGUUGGAAGUCAUUUAGUUUGAACUGCUACUUUAUUUCUACUGACACCAACAAUUGGACAGAAAGUAGAAAGAAGUGCUUAGGAAUGAAGGCUCACCUGCUGGUGAUCAACUCCAAGGAAGAGCAGGAUUUUAUCAUUCAGAACCUGAAUAAAAGCAAAAAGUACUAUUUGGGGCUGUCAGACCCAGAGGGUAACAGAGACUGGCAAUGGGUUGAUCAGACACCGUACAAUGCAAGUGCCACAUUCUGGCAUCCAGGCGAACCCAAUAAUCAGUGGGAGCGCUGUGUUAUACUGAAUCAUCGUUCACAGAGAUCGUGGGGCUGGAAUGAUGUUUAUUGUGAGAAAUCUCACUGGUCAAUUUGCAAGAUGAUGAAGAUCCACUUAUGAGUGGGAAAUUCUCCAUGAACAUGCGGUUGAAUU